AUGGAGAUGAAGUCAUUCGUUGUUGAGAAGAUCCAUACUGAUGACAACGUGUCUGACAUGAUGACCAAACCUCUACCGAGAGAGAAGUUUGAGUUUUGCAGAAAGGAAGCAGGCUUGCCUGAGUCGAGACUCGUGGAUCAAAUUGUGCAACAUAUUUUGAAGAAAUUGAAUUAUGCAUCCUCAAGUGAUUUGAAGGGCCUGGUCGGAAUGGAUUCACGCAUGAAGCAAAUCGAAGCCUUAUUAUGUACACAGUUACCAGAGGUGUGUGUUGUAGGAAUAUGGGGCAUGGGUGGUAUUGGUAAGACAACCAUUGCUGGUGAGAUUUUCAACAAGAUCGCAAGGGAAUAUGAAGGUCACUAUUUUCUUGCAAAUGUGAGGGAGGAAUCAGAAAAGAAUGGAGGAUUAUUUCGUAUGCGAGAUGAACUUUUCUCUAAAAUAACAGAGGAAGAAUAUCUACAUAUUCGCACCCCACGUAUUGGGCACCCUUUCAUUAAAGACAGGAUCUGCCGUAAAAAGGUUCUGAUUGUUUUUGAUGAUGUGAAUAAUGUAGAUCACAUUGAAAUGUUACUUGGAGGAUGUGAUUUGUUUGGUCCAGGAAGUAGAAUCAUCCUAACAUCUAGAGAUAAACAGGUCCUUAAGAAAUAUUCAGACAAAAUAUUUGAGGUUGGGGGACUGAAUUACCAGGAAGCUCUUCAUCUCUUUAGUUUGCAUGCAUUUAAGGAUAAUCAUCCCCCAUACAAUUAUAUGGAGCUGUCUGUGAGGGCACUAAAUUACGCUAAAGGUAAUCCAUUAGCUCUUAAAGUCUUAGGUUCCUUUCUACUUGGCAGAACGAGAGAAGUAUGGGGAAGUGCAUUGAACAAGGUUGAAAAACUUCCUCAGAAAGAAGUUGAUAUUGUGUUGAGAAUAAGUUUUGAUGCACUUGAUAGAGAAGAGAAGAGUAUAUUUCUCGAUAUUGCAUGUUUUUUUAAAGGGCAGAACAUUGAUUUUACAAAGAGAAUACUAGAUGGCUGUGGCUUUUCAGCUGAUAUAGGAAUUAGUGUUCUUGUCGAUAAGUGUCUCGUCACUAUUUCUGGAAACAAGAUAGGGAUGCAUGAUUUGUUGCAGCAUAUGGCCCAUGAAAUUGUCAGCAUGGAAUCAGUCAAUGACCCAGGAAAACGCAGUAGAUUGUGGCAUUUUGAUGAUGUGUAUGAUGUGCUGACCAGAAAUCUGGGAACUAAAAACGUUGAAGGGAUAUCCGUAGACUUGGAUAGUUCUAAAAAGAUAAUGAAGGUGAGUUCCAGAGCGUUUGCGAGGAUGUAUAAUCUUAGAUUGCUCAAAGUUUAUAAUUCAGGAUUCGGAAAUAAUAGUGAAGUGCUCCUUCCUCAUGGCCUGGAUUCUAUUUCCAAUGAGUUGAGGUAUCUCCGCUGGGAUGGAUACCCUUUGAGAUCUUUGCCGUUCAAUUUUAUUCCGCAGAACCUUGUUGAAAUUAAUAUAUCUUCAAGCAAGGUUGAACAACUUUGGCAAGGAAACCAGAAUCUUGUGAAUCUAAAAGAGGUCAACCUCAGCAAUUGUAAGCAUCUAACAGAAAUCCCAGACCUCUCACAGGCUGCAAAUCUCGAGAGUUUGAAUCUUCAAUCCUGUACAAGUUUGACAGAAGUUCCUCAAUCUAUCCAAUAUCUAGACAAACUCUCCGAUUUCAAUCUGAGAUCCUGUACAAGCCUUAUAAGCCUGCCAAGUAGUAUUAAUUUGAAAUCACUCAAGACUCUUAACCUCUCAGGCUGCUUAAAUCUUAAGAAUUAUCCAGAGAUCGCGGAGAAUGUGCAGUACUUAAAUUUAAAUGAGACUUCAGUUCCAGAACUUCCCCGAUCAAUUGAGCAUCUUAGUAGACUUGUUGCAUUGAAUUUGAGGGAUUGUAAGCAACUUGGGAAUCUUCCGGAGGAUGUAUGUUCGUUGAAGUCACUUGAAAUUGCUGAUCUGUCAGGCUGCUCAAAUAUCACCAUGUUUCCAGCUUUUCCAGAGAAAGUCAGAUAUAUUUACUUGAGUGGAACUGCAAUAGAAGUAGUUCCGUCUUCCAUCGAUCGCCUUUCAAGACUCUUUUCUUUGGAUCUAAUGGGUUGCAAAAGGCUCAAGAAUCUUCCAUGUACUUUUUCUAGGUUGGCAUCUCUUGAAAAACUCAGUCUCUCUGGGUGCACAAUCAUCACGGAGUUUCCAGAGCUUCCAGUGACUAUUAAGGAGUUGUAUCUGGAUGGGACAGCAAUACGAGAGAUUCCUUCAUCAGUUGAGCAUUUGUCCAACCUUGUUGAAUUGAGUCUGCAAAACUGUACAAGAUUUGAGAUUCUACCUGGUAGUAUUUUUAACUUGGUUUCACUGAAAAAACUCAACCUCUUUGGAUGCUCCCAAUUCCAGACUUUCCCUUCUGUGGAUCAAUAUGGAUAUUUGACUUACCUUUGUUUAGAUGGAACAGCCAUAACAGCAUUACCCUGGACAAUCAAAGUUCUAGCAAGUGUUUCUCGCUUGGAAAUGAAAAACUGCAGAAAUCUUGAAUGCAACUUGCUCCCUGAGGUUCAGAAUCUUUUGAAUUUCAAUGAGAGAGAGGUGAAAUUACAUCGCCUGCGUCAGCUAUAUCUGAACGAUUGCAACGUACUUAGCUUGCCUGGGAGUUUUUCCUGCUUAUCCUCACUAGAAGUACUGGAUCUCAGUGGAAAUAGUUUUACUCUGCUACCAAUACUCUCAGAUCUCCUUAAGCUGGAAUCCCUUUUUUUAAGGAAUUGCUUUAGACUUAUACAUAUCCCUACCCUUCCACCAAGACUAACGAUUCUAGAUGCACACAAUUGUUCAUCGGUGAGCGGUGUAUCAGGCAUAUAUUCAACUGAGGUUGAGGGAAAUAUUUUUGAAUUCCUAUUUACUAACUGCUUUGGCUUCCAUGACAAAACUGUAUGCAAAUGCAACGACAUCAUUGAAUAUUCCUUGAGGAAAAUUAAGGUUUACGCCAAAAGAUUGUAUGCACUGAUGCCAUCUGUACUGCCCGGGACAUCUAGUGUUUGCUUCCCAGGAAGAAAUGUUCCAUACUGGUUUGUCAAUCAAACUCAGGGAUUUUCUUUAAAAAUUAAGCUGCCGUCACAAUGUGCUAGUAAUCAGUUCCUGGGUUUUGUUCUGUGUGCUGUUGUUGACUUUGGAUACUUGUUCAAAAGCUCUUAUGGCUUCCAAGUUAAUUGUAUAUAUCAUAUCAAGAACGAAUAUGGGGAUAAUCAUCAUCUUCAAAGCUGUUUUGGUGGUUGGUUUGACGGGGAGCAUGUUCGAGAAGUCUCAAACGAUAUGUUGUUCUUAGGGUAUGAUCCAUGUUUGGAAUUUAAAGAAUGUUAUUUGUUUGGAAAAUGCAGUGAGGUAGUAAUUGAAUUCUACUCGGAAGAUAGGAACAACAAUCCUUUAAAGAGUUGCAAUGUGAUCAAGUGUGGGGUCUGUCUGCUAUCUGCAGAAGAUGAUAAUUCAUGAUCAUGCCACAUUCCUAAGGUCAGCAUCCUUCCUUUGUGACUGCGGUUAAUGCUGAAGAAGCCGAAAUGACUCUGAGUGAUUCAAACCAAUCAAAUGAGACUGAUAUAGAUGCAUUAAGGAAUUACAUUGAAAAUCAGCACUCUCUAUCCCAGCAAAAAACCUCGUCUGCUGAUCGCAUCUUGCUUGGCUCAACAAAGAUUCAGGUUAGUUUACACUUCUCCACGUAGGCUAAGUUGCUGAUGAUCUCUUUCUACAGAAGAAAGCUUAAAAUUUUCUCUCCACAUAUCUUUUUCUGGCUUGGCAUCUUUUAUCCAUUUAAAGCUUUGGAAAUUGGAAUUCCGAAUGCAGUAUCUAUCUGGAACGACCCUAAUGAUUGAAACCGAUUCAAGAGGCACUGAAAUAAAUGCUUUGGGGAAUUACAUGGGAAAUCAGCACUAUUCAUCCCAUUAAAAAGCCUCUCCUGUCGCACCUUGCAUGGUUCAACAAAGAUUCAGUGAAAGGUGUAUCCCUUGAUAAUUUUUGGCAGUGCUGCUUAUGUCAAAAUACAAGAAGAGACGAGGACUAAGCUUGAAAAUCAAAGUCAGAAAUGCGUUCUGCUAGGGCGUGGAGGGACUUCUUGUGGUUACACCGUUUGCAAUCCUAUCACUAAAACGGUGGCGACGUCAAGAGAUGUUCAGUUUGAUGGAGAGCAACUAUGGAAAUGGAGCAAUGAAGGAUAGCAGCAGCAACGUUUUUAGAAGAUGAUUAAGAGCAGAAUAAUGAAGGCAGUGAUCAGAAUAUGGCAGCAGUUCAACCAUCUCUAAAUGCUUCUUCUAGUUCAGAUUCAAGGAAGUCAGAUCAUUUACAAUGUGUAAAAAUCAUUUAUUGCUUGAAAAUAAACUUUUUUAGG
Populus euphratica (Euphrates poplar) is the source of this 4360-nucleotide messenger RNA. RefSeq names its product protein SUPPRESSOR OF npr1-1, CONSTITUTIVE 1-like. Bases 1 to 3471 code for a protein of 1156 amino acids. The record is from RefSeq and is a predicted model, not a curated record. The transcript is spliced from 6 exons. Gene Ontology annotation, biological process: defense response. Gene Ontology annotation, molecular function: protein binding; ADP binding. NCBI's taxonomy places the organism in Eukaryota, Viridiplantae, Streptophyta, Magnoliopsida, Malpighiales, Salicaceae.